Cryptosporidium muris RN66 is the source of this 4815-nucleotide messenger RNA. RefSeq lists its product as uncharacterized. NCBI's taxonomy places the organism in Eukaryota, Apicomplexa, Conoidasida, Eucoccidiorida, Cryptosporidiidae. The transcript has a single exon. The coding region runs from base 1 to 4815 and encodes 1604 amino acids. The record is from RefSeq and is a predicted model, not a curated record.
AUGCAAUAUUGCUUCGUACCGGUGUUCUCCAGAUGCAGUAACUGCAACUUAUACUUAGCUACUAUAUUAAGAAUAUAUCGAUGGAUUUGUAACUUUUUUUGUUGUAGUGUGAAGGUAUCUAUUUUACUGACAUUCAUUCAAUCGGGAGUAUCUUUAAGAGAAAUGAGACGGAGGGAAUUAUCUUUUUUAGUCAUAUUAUGCUGUAUACUAACAUUUACUGAUUGUAUAGUGCAGAGUGAUUCAAAUUACUAUUUCUUUAGAGCAGCAGAAUCUACAUCUACACUAGUAGGAACAUCUUAUAAUGGAGAAUAUGAUGCAGUAAAUGCACUCACGCCUAGUAGUAGUGAAUGGCGUUCUGCAAGUGGAUUAACAUCAGAUCAACAAGUAAUCUUUAUGGCAAACCUUCCUGCAACUGCCAGGGUUAUUGGUAUAAAAAUUAUUUGGAGUUUUAGUCCGAAAGAAACGCAAAUUCAAAUAUCCCCUGAUGGUAUCAAUUACCAUAUUGCUAUUCCAUUCCGUCACGCAACACAAAAUUUAAAAGAGUACACUGAAGAUUUUAUAUUUGAUCAUUCCCAAGACAUUAAAGCUAUAAAGGUUCAAAUGAGAAGUAAUAUAAACGAGUUCAUUGGAAUUAGACAAAUUGUUGCAAUAGGAAAUGGAUCACCUCUUGCAAUGAUAAUAUCUGGUAUAACUGAUCCAAAAGGUGAUAAUUGCCUACAAGUUUCUGGUGGCAGAAUUCAACAGGAAUUUGCACCAGUUGAGUUAGAUUCAUGUGUUUAUGGUAUAGCAGCCGGAGAUGGCCGUGAACUGUGGAAGAUUAGACCAAAUGGCCAAAUUGUCAGCGCCCUAAGUAAUCCUCCAAAGUGCCUAGCUGUUGCAAAUGGUGACUUAUCUCAUGAAUCUCCACUGGUAAUUCAAGAUUGUGAAUUAGCAGAACAGGCUCAAGAUGGUAGAUCAUAUUGGGAUUUUAAUGAUUUCUCUCAGUUGCAUGUAAAAGGAACAAAUGCAUGUAUUUAUCAAAAAAACGUAGUUGGAAAUAGUGUUGGUGUGACUAUAUUACAUCUUAAUGGAACUGCCUCUUCAGUUAUGGAUGCACUGCAUCUACCUGAGUCUGCUUUUGAUGGAGAUAUUGCAACUUAUUGGGUUUCUGCUGCAUUUGAUGACGCAUCAGAACAUAGGGUAGCGAUGGAUUUAUCAACUGGAAGUAAGUAUGAAAUAAGAAAUAUUCGAAUAGAUUGGGAAUUCCCACCAAUUUCAUAUGCAAUUGUUGCCAAUAUAGAUGGAAGUAUAACAGAAGUAACUAGAGUUGAAGGUAAUCCACUGAACAUAACUUUAAAUGAUAUGGGGGGUAUUACUACCAGUCAUAUUAGAAUAAUAAUGGAAAAACCACAUCCUCGAUAUGGAAAAUUUUCAGGCAAAUAUUUAUAUGGAAUAAGAGAAGUUGAAGUUUUAACUAAUAACUUGAACUCAGUUAUAACAUUUUGCAAAGAUGCUGCAACAAGUAAUGAUGCUAGAGAUAAAUAUUUUUUAAAUUACGUUGAAGAGUUUAAUGCAAAGGCAUCUGAUAUGGUUAAGAGUGCAGUAAGAGAUGUACUAUUAAGAACAAGGAAUCUUGGGUCUUUAAGUGAUAGAAUAAAUAUAUUAUUACCCUCAGUUGAAGAGUGUUAUUUUGAAAAAAGAGAUUAUCUUGAUAGAUUAGAAGAAUAUAGAAGUGAAGCAAAAAGGCUUACAGAAGAGCUGGAGGUAAUUCAAGGAGAUAGUACAGAGUAUUUAGAAAACAGACAAAUGGGUGAUGUAUUUACUAUUCCAGCUGAAGAUUGUUAUGCAAUAGCUGCAAAAAAUCCAAGUGCUGUUUCAGGAUUUUACUGGAUUUUACCUCGAUGUGCUCCUGAACCAUUAAGAGUGUGGUGUGACAUUAAGCAUGGUGCUUCUUAUUACAUUUGGAAUAAUAAUGCUAUACCAGGAAUGUCAACAUUUAUCUCAUCUGUUUCAGAUAUAAGACGUUCUUGUUCUCAAGUUGGUUUGGAACCACUAGUGCUACAUAGUGCAGAACAAAUUACUAAUAUAAGAAUAGCUUUGAACAAAAUGGGCUUUAAAAUAACUGAAGGUAGUGGCAUACCACUAGCUGUUGAUUAUGGCUGCAAUCAUGGAAAAUGUUCCGGGUCAUUCCAAGAUUUAAAUGAUGGAAGUAAUGACUUGUCAAGUUUGGUUUUAUCACUUGCUUCACCUGAAUCAACAGCUACAUCAUUAUUCGGAAAUGACGCAGUUGGUCUAGGAUUCAGUGAACAUUACUUGAGUUUUUUUGACUUAAAAACCUCAGAUAUAGUUGGAAUAGUAUGUUCAACAAAUGUCCUAUUAAGUCAAAAGCAAAUAAAUCAUGUGGAUAUUGAUUGUAAUACAGUUGCAUACAAAAACCCCAUUUUUGAAGGACCAAUAAAUACUAAUAUUGUUGUACAGUGUCCACCAGGUUGCUCAGAAUAUGAUACUCCUGUAUUCGGUAAUAAUGGGUUAUACUCAGAAAAGAGUUCUGUAUGCCGUGCUGCUAUCCAUUUUGGAGUGAUUUCAUCGGAAAUAGGUGGAAUAUUUAGUGUUGGUUUAGAAGGACCAAAAAAUUCUUUUGAUAGCUCAUUAAGGAAUGGUAUCAACUCCAAAAGCAUUGCUGGAAGUCCUAAUAGGAGUUUAAGAGUCGGUCCAAUUGCUAAAGAUUGCCCGAUAGAUAUAUUUUCAAAAUCACCAACUGCAUUUUAUCAAGUAGGAUUUUCGAAUACCUUACAAGACAAAAAAUAUGAAUCCUUACAUACAGAGACAACUUUACAUGAUGAACAAUCAUUUAUUAAAAGAAAUACGUUUGAAAUAAUUAAUACAAAUCCUUAUAUUGCAGAUAUUUUGAGAGAAGCCUUAAACUAUAUUGACGAAUCUUAUGGAAUAGAUCCAUUGAUAACUACAGCAACUCAGGAACAAUCAAUGGUAGCUGCUACAGAAUUGAAGAAAAGACUUAAGCCAGUCGAGUCCUUAGUGAAAAGUCAAUCACCAAAAAUUUUAGAUGUAGUUAAUGAAGUUGAUGAUAUAGCAAACGAUCUACUGAAGGUAACAGGAGUAUAUCAGUCAAUUCUAAAGGAGUUAAUUGAUAAAUUAGAUGAUGCGGAGUCAAUUCACUCUUCUCAAAUUGGCUUUCAAAGCUUUAAAUUGGACUAUAAGGAAAUGCCAUUUGAACAUACAUUUUUGGUCUACGAUAUGCCAAGGACACAACGAGGACCCAGUGACUGGGGAUACACAACUACUCCAAUAAAUGGAAGAUCAAAAGUUUUAGGUCAAAAUUCGCCAAUAUCUGGAUACUCAAAUCAUUCUCCUAGAGGUACAUAUGUACAAGUGAAAUAUAGGAGAUUUUUUGAUUUUGAUUUUAGUGUUGAUGUAUAUCCUCCUAUAUCUGGGGUUUUUGGAAUUGGAUUUAGAAUUCGUGAUUUUUCAAAUAUGUAUCUGCUUGAAUUUAAUCAAGAAGAAGAAACUGUGAGGUUAAUACGUAUGAAAGAUGGGAUAACAUAUAUUUUAGAUGAUCAAAGUCUUAGUUUAAAGGAGAAGGAAUUCUCUACAAUAAAAAUAACAGCUCAACGAGAUCGCAUAUAUAUAUUUAUUGGUAAUGUAAAUAUGAAAGUUUUAGAUGAAGGACUAUUGUCAGGUACAAUUGGAUUUUAUAGCAAUGGAGUUGCAGGUGGUGUUUACUUUGACAAUAUUGAAGUUCGUGCAAUGCCAUGCAAGAAAUUCUUCUUUUCUUCUCCACCUAGGUCUCCAAGAUGUUCUAACUUUAAGCAAUGCUACUUGUCAACUUUAGAAUCAAAUUUUGAUACUAAAAAUCAAGGAAAUAACUGGGAGUAUAAAAAAUUGUAUAAAGGAAGAGCAAAUGUAUUGAUGCAAUCUUCACCACUUGAUACUAGAAUAAUGUUAAAAGAGUCACACACAUGUAAAGAUGGAUAUUUUUCAUUUGACUUUUACCCAACUUGUGGUGAGGGCGUAGUUUAUGGAAUAUUUCGUUAUUUAGAUGGAAAUAAUUAUCACAAACUUGAGAUUAGGCAUAAAGAAACUAAAUUACUAAAACAAGAGGAUGGAUAUGAAAUUCAAUUAGCAUUAUCUAGAACUGGAUUCUCUUUAGACAGGUGGAAUACAUUAUUAAUUAAUUUUGAAAAGGAAGUAAUCUAUAUAUAUAAGACAAGCUAUAACGGUGAUAAUGAACUUUUACUUGUAGCCAACUCCAACACUACAAAUAAUGAACAUGGAAGAAUUGGCAUUGGUUCUUCAAAUUGCGCAAAUGUAGCAUUUGAUCAUUUAUCUAUAAAACCAUUCUAUGUCAACAUUAGGAAUGAUCAUUCGGGAUUAAAGCAGGAAGAUGAGGAAUCAAUCUAUUCAUCUUGCAUAGGUAAAAGACACACUCUGGAGAGGAAGGGACAUUGUGAAACAAUAUUUCACAAAUCUCAUCAAAAAGUAUCAUCUUGUUUGAGUAACUACUGCUCUACAUGUUGCAACUUCUAUACAAAUAUAUUAGAUAAAAAGUACUACGACAAUUGCAAUACAAAGUGCUCCGAAGAUAAUUUGACUGUAGAGGAUUCAGUCCGCAAUCAUGUAUUAUUAUUGGCAAAGUGCCUCUCCAGAACAGGGAAAAGUUUUGACUUGUGCUCAGAGAAAGACAAUUCAUGUGCAAAAAAUAUCUGUGAUCUGUGCUGUGAAAGUUCAACCAACAAUAUGAAUGUAGAUAUACAUCGCACUGUAGUAUCUGAUUGUCAAGCUCAGUGCUAUUAUAAAUUUGGAGGAAAAAAUGAAUAG